GUAGUUUAAUUGGUAAUUGGUUCUUUCCUUGUGUCUUUAACAUGAAGCUUUUUGUUUGCCAUUUUUACAGUCACUAUACAGUAAACAAACUGCUAAAGCAGCACAUAAAAGAAAUCCAAAUCUUCUAUCGGGCUUCCUCUUUUAACACCAGCUAUGGGUUCAACUCAUGAGUACAUAUCAUCACAGUGCAGAUGCAACCGAAGAGGCAUGAACUGAAGCCUAUAAUAAGUAACAUGUCAAAAGGAGGAAGAGAGAACGUUUUGAAAUAACAUGUAAGGGUGUGUGUGUUAAAAAGAGAGAGAGAAGUGACACAGGAAGUCAAUGAGGUUGUGGUAAACAGCCUGUACAUACCCAGUUGUGUCGACUGAAUUUGAUCACAGCAUGAUGUUUUGUGUUAUAAUGAAAAGAAACUUUUGAAACCCCCAGAGAAAGCACCAAGCAUCUCGAAAUCCUUUGUGGACAGCAAAUAAGCAGACAAAAAACAUGGGAAACAGUGGGGAGGAAGGAAAACUGCAUCGCAGACUUUCACGAAUAGGAAGCAGAUCGCAGAGGGAGCCGCCACGACCCCCUCCUCAAACAGACAAGCCCCCAGCGGUGGUUCCACCAAGACCACCUGAGACCACUCCAAAACCCCCAGAACCUGCACCAAAACCAGUUGUAAUCCCCUCAAAACCAGUGUCUCAGAAGCCCAGUGCCCCUCCGAGGCCACAAAUACAAGUGUUCAACAGCACGGAGCAUGGCACUGCCAUACUCAAGGGGUUGGAUCAUUUUCGUGGUGAUGAGACACUUUGCGAUGUGACUCUGGUACCUGGUGACAGCAGUGAAACUUUCCCAGUUCACAGGGUCAUCAUGGCUUCAGCCAGUGACUACUUCAAAGCCAUGUUCACGGGAGGCAUGAGAGAGCAGGAGCUGAAGGAGAUUAAGCUCCAUGGCGUGAGCACGACCGGCCUGAAGAACAUCAUCGAGUUCAUCUACACAUCUCAUCUGAGCCUGAGUCUCGGCACCCUUCAGGACACACUAGAGGCGGCGAGCUUCCUCCAGGUGCUUCCUGUCCUCAGCUUCUGCAACCAGCUUCUUAGCAGUGAGAUCACUAUCGAAAACUGCGUGGAAGUGGAGCGCAUUGCCAGAGAUCUUCUUCUGGAAGACGUUCAAAGGCACGUCCACAUGUUUGUGUGCGAGAACUUCUCCGCGUUGAUGGAGAGCGGCCGCCUCCUGCAGUUGUCCGAGGCGAGCAUGACGUACGCCCUCUCCAGCGACUCUCUGAGGGGGUUCUCUGAGAUGGAGCUGUACCGCAUCGCCCGUUCCUGGCUGUCCCAUAAACAAAGCGAGCGUCGUCCUGCUGCUUACUCCCUGAUGCGCCACAUCCGCUUCCCUCUGAUGUCCCCAGCUGAGCUCCUCCAGAUCUCUCAGGAGGACCAGAUGGAAGAAGGAGCCGCAAGCGUGGCAAAGGAGGAAGUGGUGCCGUUCAUGCGAUCGGACACGGCCUGCGUCAACCUCCUCCUGGAAGCCAGCAACUAUCAGAUGCUUCCCUUCCUCCAGCCGGCGCUGCAGACGGAACGCACCCGGAUUCGAUCCGACUACACUCACCUGGUGGUUCUGGGUGGUGUAAUGAGGCAGCAACUCGUUGUCAGCAAAGAGCUCAAGCUGUACGAUGAGGAAGACGGAGGCACCUGGAGGGCCCUCCAACCUAUGGAGGUCCCACGUUACCAGCACGGAGUGGCUCUUCUAGGGGGUUUUCUUUACAUUGUUGGAGGUCAAAGCACUUAUGACACCAAGGGUAAGACAGCUGUCGACAGCGCAUACAGAUACGAUCCUCGCUUUGACCGCUGGUUGCAGGUGGCCUCUCUGAAUGAGAAGAGGACGUUCUUCCAUCUGAGUGCUCUGAAGGGGAAGCUCUAUGCUGUUGGAGGGAGAAAUGCCACUGGGGAGAUUGAUUCGGUGGAGUGCUACAACUUGAACAAGAACGAGUGGACUUUUGUUGCACCGAUGCAUGAACCUCAUUAUGGACACGCUGGCACGGUACAUGGAGGUCUGAUGUAUGUGUCAGGUGGGAUCACAAGAGAUGCUUUCCAGAAAGAGCUGCUGUGCUAUGAGCCCGACAGAAACUUGUGGAGCAGACGAGCAGACAUGAUGGAGCUUCGUGGUCUGCACUGCAUGUGCACCGUGGGCGACCGUCUCUACGUCAUGGGUGGAAACCACUUCCGGGGGACUAAUGACUACGAUGAUGUGCUAAGCUGUGAGUUCUACAGCCCUGCUUCUGACCAGUGGACAGUGGUGGCUCCGAUGCCCAGGGGUCAGAGUGAUGUUGGGGUGGCUGUCUUUAAGGAGCGUAUCUACGUGGUGGGUGGUUACUCCUGGAACAGCAGGUGUAUGGUGGACAUCGUGCAGUGUUAUGACCCUGAGAAGGAUGAGUGGGAGAAGGUAUUCAAUGUCCUCGAGCCUCUCGGAGGAAUACGGGCCUGCACUAUGACAGUUCAUUGUCCAAAAGGUACAACAGAGGAGGCUGAAAUACAAGAGUGUCCUCUCUCAACAUCCAAAGGCUGAACAGAUGUUUUGAUAUCACUAUUGGGCUUUACAAGUGAGAUACUGAAAUUAGCAUCACAUUGCUAGUAAUAUCUUUUUCAAAAACAGAUUAAAUGGUUUGAUUGAUUAUUAAGGGAAAAUAAUUUGCUUGUAAAAAAGCUGUUAGUGUACCAUACUGUGUGCUUGACGGUGCUUAAAUGCUGCUCUCUUUCAGUGACUGAUGACACAUAUGACGGCCACAGUGCUUAAUGUUGCAUCUCUGAAUUAGUUUUAUUUUUGCUUCAAAUACUUUUAAAUGCUUUGCAGAAUUAAACUUUUUUUCAAUCAA
Pimephales promelas (fathead minnow) is the source of this 2851-nucleotide messenger RNA. Its product is annotated as kelch-like protein 9. Gene Ontology annotation, biological process: regulation of cytokinesis; protein ubiquitination. The record is from RefSeq and is a predicted model, not a curated record. NCBI's taxonomy places the organism in Eukaryota, Metazoa, Chordata, Actinopteri, Cypriniformes, Leuciscidae. Gene Ontology annotation, molecular function: cullin family protein binding; ubiquitin-protein transferase activity. Gene Ontology annotation, cellular component: Cul3-RING ubiquitin ligase complex.